CCUGUAUGCAUAUUGUUAGUGUUGUUCUCUCAUUCAUCAGAUGUGCAGCUAGAAUAGGAGCUGGCGUACACGUGGACAGACAGCAACAUCACUUACGGUAUACUUGGCGAAACCAUCAGCAGCGACACCUGCGGCUGACACCUUGUUCAGCGCCAUCUGGCGGCACAUCCGGACUCCAUGGGGAGGGUCGUGCAAAGAUCGGCGUCAUAAUACGAAACUGUUUUAUCUAAAAUGCAUUUAUUGUCUAGGGUGACUAAAACGUUGUGACUUACUGAGUGGGAUGAUUGUGGCCAGCGUUUGCUAGCAGUUGACAGGGGUUGUUAAACAGAUACCCCGCUUGGAGUCUUUAGUUCUCAGGUAUACGAAUGCGGUAUUGAAUCUUGACAAAAGUGGGAAAUAGAUUUAGACACGAUCAGCAAACGCAGCGCCUAUUUCAGCAACAAUGGUGUAUGUGUCGGCAUCGACGUUGACGGUGUCCUGUGUUGUAACAACGAUGGUGUGUGCGACACUAAUGACGUUCUGUGCAACUGAAGGUGUUCAAUUCCAAGGUCACUUGAAACCCCUGGGGAGUUAUCACCCUUUGCACGACAUCCCAGUAAUGGAGGGUAUACCCACGCCGCAGUAUUUCUACGAGUGGUUUGUGAGGCCAGGUCAACCUGUGUUAUUGAGGUCGGCGUUAAACAACCCUAGUUUCAAGUACCCGGCAUACAAACUCUGGAACGAUGACUAUCUCAGUCGGAGGUUUGGUGACCUUGUCGUCACAUUCGAGCACCACAAGAAGGAGACGCGGAAGGAUACAGACGGUGCCAUGGGGCUGUUCCGCACGUUCCUGAACCAAUACAACACGUCCGAUGUGUACCUUGUGAUGAACGUGGCGCAGAUCAGCGGCAUGGCGGAGGACAUAUUCCUGCCGCCAUUUGUGACGUGUGGAGGAACGCAGAAACUGAUGACGUUAUACAACCUUUGGUUCAGCAGUGGCGGGACGAAGUCCGUGCUCCAUUCGGACUCCAUGGACAACAUCAACUGCCUCAUGGACGGCACCAAAGAUUUUAUUUUCAUUGACAAAAGAUAUAAGCCUCAAAUAGAAGCUUCCGGGUUCAACUCAGAACGAGGCUUUAGCACAGUGGACGUGGACCGGGUCGACCUUGUCAAGUUUCCUGAGUUCAAAUCCAUUCCCUGGCUCAAGGCUGAGAUGAAAAAAGGAGAUUGUCUCUUUAUACCGGCCAACUGGUAUCACCAGGUUUACUCACACCAAGGCCGGAAUCUGGCUUCUAACGUGUGGUUCGAACACCCUCUGUGGUUCAACACCACCGACUGUGAGAGGACCACCCAACUCCCCCUUAAUGAGGCGCCACCCAUAACCCCACAGAACUUCCUCAGACUUAACCUGUUUUCGGAACUGGAAGGGAAGGACCGAAUCUACCAGGACAAUUUGCACUACAUGGUGAAGGACGUACAGUAUGCCAAGCAGGUGUACGACUACUUCAACACUGACGGCGACGACCAUGUCACCUGGGAGGAACUGUACCAGGCCGACGUGUACGACUUCACCACCAGGUUUAAGGACAUGUUAAGGGAUACCGCCGAGACGAUCAUGCGCGGCUACCCCUACGACCUCAUCGACGGAGAGAACAAGGAUCAAAGCCAGGCCAAGGAAGAACUUUGACACCUGUACAUUUACAACAAUGAACAUGUACUCCUUGACUUCAGUUGUCUUACAGAUGGUAACUAUG
Molecule: messenger RNA, 1733 nt
Organism: Haliotis rufescens (red abalone)
Lineage: Eukaryota; Metazoa; Mollusca; Gastropoda; Lepetellida; Haliotidae
Product: bifunctional peptidase and arginyl-hydroxylase JMJD5-like
Exons: 7
Coding region: 443-1666 (407 amino acids)
Molecular function (GO): 2-oxoglutarate-dependent dioxygenase activity
Source: RefSeq, a predicted model, not a curated record